AUGCCCCAGGUGGAGCCCUAUAAUGGCACGACCGACCCCCUCGACCAUCUGGAGAGUUACCGAGCCCUCAUGGCGUUGCAAGGGUCCUUGGAGGCUAUGCUCUGCAAGGCCUUCCCAGCAACGCUUCGGAGAACGGCUCGGCUCUGGUUUUUCGGGCUAAAGCCUAGUACAGUGUCUUCCUUCGAGCAGCUUGGCAGGCAGUUCAUCACCAACUUUGCUGCUGGCCGACGUCAGCGGCGGACUUCGGACUCCCUCCUCGAUAUCAAACAAAGGGAGGGAGAAUCUCUCAAAGACUAUCUCGACCGCUUCACCGCUGCAACCUGGGAAGUCCGUGAGCUCGACCAGUCGGUAGCCAUGUCGGCACUAAAGACUGGGGCUCGAUCCUAUAGGUUCCUCUUCUCCAUCGAGAAGAGCUUCCCCGCCGACUUCACGAAGAUGCUCGUCCGAGCUCGGAAGUAUGCGAAGGCCGAAGAGGCCAUUGCUUCCAAGCGGAGUGCAACCGAGCAGACCUCCAAGAAGCAGAAGAGACGCCGCGAGGAGCGCAGUCGUCCUAAAAGCCAAUCUUCUCGCUGGAACAAGAACCAGCCCCGGUUGAAGAGUCCACCUCGGCCCCGGGGGUAG
This is a messenger RNA of Phoenix dactylifera (date palm), 621 nucleotides long. The record is from RefSeq and is a predicted model, not a curated record. NCBI's taxonomy places the organism in Eukaryota, Viridiplantae, Streptophyta, Magnoliopsida, Arecales, Arecaceae.